CAAUCAGACUUCAAAAGGAAAAAUAUUAAUAAGAAUUUAUACGGCUGCGCCUCGUGGCAAAACCGCUUCUGUGCGGACAAAGCACAGACACGUCCUCUCCGAUUAAGCUUCUCAGUUGUUAAUCUUUGCUUAUAAAUUUCUCCCAAUAUUCUAAACCCUUCAGUUGAAGCGAAGUAGCGAACCAAAACAAAAUAAAAAGUACAGAAAUGCAAGUCGUGAAAGCUCACAGGGCUUUUUAUAACAAUGGUUUGGUUAAUUCCUUAAGGUUUGUACGGUACAUGGCGACGCGCUGCAGGGCUGUGGUGCUGCCGCGAUUCGGUGGGCCGGAGGUGCUGGAGCUCCGGCCCGAUGUGGAGGUUCCCGAUCUCAAGCCUAAUGAGGUUCUUGUUAGAACCAGAGCUGUCUCUAUCAAUCCACUUGAUACAAGAAUGCGAUCAGGCUAUGGUCGUUCCUUAUUUGAACCUCUUCUACCUGUCAUUUUGGGUCGUGAUGUUAGUGGUGAAGUAGCAGCAACUGGAUCUUCGGUGCGGUGUCUGAGUGUAGGACAGGAAGUUUUUGGUGCAUUGCAUCCAACUGCUGUGAGGGGUACUUAUACUGACUAUGCAGUUCUUUCAGAGGAUGAACUCACACUAAAACCUGUAUCAGUUACUCAUGUGGAAGCAAGUGCAAUUCCUUUUGCUGCGCUGACUGCAUGGCGUGCUCUAAAAGGCACUGCUAGGAUAACAGAGGGGCAAAGGUUAUUAGUUAUAGGCGGUGGAGGAGCAGUAGGUUUUUCUGCAAUUCAACUUUCAGUAGCUGCUGGGUGCCAAGUUGUCACUACUUGUGGAAGCAAAAGCAUAGAUCGAGUGCUGGCAGCUGGUGCUGAACAAGCUGUUGACUAUACUGCAGAGGACAUUGAAUUGGCAAUAAAGGGAAAGUUUGAUGCUGUAUUGGACACUAUUGGUGGACCAGAGACAGAAAGAUUAGGCAUCAAUUUUUUGAAGAGGGGUGGACAUUAUAUGACCCUUCAUGGUGAGGCGGCAUCAUUGGCAGAUGCAUAUGGACUAGCAGUUGGGCUUCCUGUUGCUACAGCUAUUUUAUUGAAGAAACGGCUUCAAUACUGGUAUUCUCAUGGAAUAGAAUAUUCGUACUCGUAUAUGCGUGCUGAUGCAGAAGGUCUAGAUGAGAUUCGCAGACUGUCCGAAGCUGGAAAGUUGAAAAUACCUGUGGACAAAACAUUUCCUAUAAUACAAGUGAAAGAAGCUCAUGAGGCUAAGGACAAGAGGCUCAUUCCUGGUAAAGUGGUGCUCGAAUUUGACUGACUAAUUUCCGGAAGCUUAUACUGAUCAAAUCUCAGUGAUAGAACCCAUCAAUUCUUUGAAGGUUUUUUUACUCGUAGUCAGAAGGUAAUUUCUACAUAUUUGAUCAGUCUACUACACUCAUUAGCAAAGAUAGUUUUGAGAAUGAUAACAAUAAAAAUCCAUUAAAGAAAUUGUAGAUGUUUGAGAAGGGUUUACUCUCAAGUGGUGGUAGGGCUGUGAGAGGAAAGAUCUUUGGUUGAGAACUUACCUAUAUGGCACAAACAUUGGUUUUAGAAUAAUCUCUUUUUUAUGUAUAGUUGAACCAUUUGAAUGAAUUUGAUGUGGGACAGAAUAAUAAAACUAUCUACACCCAGUUUUGAGUA
Mangifera indica (mango) is the source of this 1663-nucleotide messenger RNA. RefSeq names its product reticulon-4-interacting protein 1, mitochondrial. The record is from RefSeq and is a predicted model, not a curated record. The transcript is spliced from 7 exons. NCBI's taxonomy places the organism in Eukaryota, Viridiplantae, Streptophyta, Magnoliopsida, Sapindales, Anacardiaceae. Gene Ontology annotation, molecular function: oxidoreductase activity. Bases 207 to 1301 code for a protein of 364 amino acids.